Messenger RNA from Fusarium vanettenii 77-13-4, 1547 nucleotides. RefSeq lists its product as uncharacterized. Lineage: Eukaryota; Fungi; Ascomycota; Sordariomycetes; Hypocreales; Nectriaceae. The transcript has 2 exons. The record is from RefSeq and is a predicted model, not a curated record. The coding region runs from base 238 to 1371 and encodes 377 amino acids.
CCUGCUCUUAUAUAUCUUUUCUACUCACUCAUUUACACGUCGACCUCUUUGAGACGGGCUUCUCAUAAACAUCGACGCGGCCAUCAAUCAAUAAACAACACACAAACACUCGACAAACUCCUCCGACCUGCAUCGUCCACCUCCUGCAUUGCCUCACUUCGACGUAGACUCACCCCCGCCCACUGGACCUUGCUCACUCAGUCACCUAUCCCACACGACAACAAGACUCCAGUCACCAUGGCUGCCGUCACUCGUCAACCCUUUGCUCCCCUUGAUGGGGCUCGUCUUCAGAACCUCACAAGUCUCAAGAACAGGCAGAAUGCUCUUCCUCCUACUGCUGGAAAACGCAAGGCCGAACUGAUCGACACCGACGACUUUGAGAACAUUGACCCAUCCGCCUUUGCUAAGCGUUCCAAGGCUUCCUCCAAGGACAUGCUCAAGCCCUCUGCCUUCGUACUCAAGGCUGCUCCCAUCCCUGCUCCCUCUGCUCUUCCCGAUCGCCUCACCAGCCCUACCAAGACUCGCCGCACCCUCCAGCCCAAGUCUCACGCCUCCAGGCUCAGCACCGGAAGCAUCACCAAAUCGUCUCCCCUCUACGCUCCCGCUGGUCGCUCUCCCACCCGAACCAAGCGUUCCGGUCUGGCCUCGAGCCGCCGACGUGCCCUUGGACCCUACACCCGCGUGGACCCCCCUUCCUUCAGCCUUGGCUCUGCUGCUCCUUUCUCUCUCGAUGCCGCUCUCAAGGGCACCAUUCCCGGUUAUGGAUCUUCUAAGCCUGCUCCCAAGGAGCUGUUGAACCCUCUCGAUGAAGGAGAUAUGAAGGCUAGCUGGUUCUUUGAGAUUCAUGAAGAUACCCCCGAGCAGGAGAUGACCAACCUUCUCCAGCACAGCACCUGCGUUCUCGAUAUUUCGUCUGAUGAGGAGAGUGAGCGCAAGCGCAGCAGGGACCGUGCCGAGGGCCGCGACAAGGAAAAUAUUCCCCCCGCCGAUGACGUAUCUCAGACCUCAUCCCGCCGGUCUGCGCGAGUCAGCGCUGACGACAUGGUUGUCGAGAAGGAACGUGUUGCACUGGGUGAAAUGAACACUGCCGACUUUUACGCCGAGGGUUGCGAUGAGACUUCUGUCAUUAUUGUGCCUGCGGAUGAGGACGAGAUGCCGGAGCCAGUAUCCAAUCUGACCAAGGACUUUGUAUAUGCGCCAGAGGACAAGACCGAGGAGCCCACAGAAGAAAUUGAGACCCUCAUGGCCAAGCCAACAGAGGGAUCAUCCAAGGCUGCUGUGCUAGAACCCAUCGAGGGGACAGGCGAGAGCUUUGAGCUGUGGGAAAGCGGAAGCUCCAAGGACGAGGCAGAACCAGCGACAAGCUCAUAGCACAACACAACAAGUGUAUGAGUUUUAUGCUUUAAUGCCGGGGUCUGGAGUAUAAUGGUGUAUGGCGCAGGAAUUGGGAUUCUCUUCUUGCAGGCUACCAAGAGCUGGGAUACUGUUAUCGGUUUUGUGAUUUGCAUUUUGCAUUGUUUGAUUUGAAUUAAUUUCACAUUUAUUUG